AUGGACCUUCCAAAGUAUGAAAAUUUUGCUGAAGGAUCACGACAGGGUAUCCGAAUUCAUGGCUGGACGAUUUCAACUACUAAACUUCCAAUUUUUAACUCACAAGAAAUUGAUCGCUUACAAAAACAAAUUUCGAUUCCACUUCCUGAAAUGUUUUUUGGCAAUAAUAAGUUACAAGUAACAAAUGAACAUGGUAUUAUUUUUGAAUUAUCACCAGUGGAUGCGCUAAAAUUUAUUGAUGCAACAAAAGAAGGUGGAGAUAGAGUGAAAGUUGCAUACUCUGAAGAAUGGAAGCAUAAAAAUGCCAAAAAUCAUGGACAUAUCAAAGAUGUAGUCAAACCGUAUGAUUGGACAUAUUCUACUUCGUAUUCUGGCACAUUAUUAUAUGGACAGGAUUUUGAAAAAACUAUUGAUAGAAUUGAUGUGGAAAAACUCAAAAUUCCUGAACCAAUUUUAUUUUACGAUGAAAUUAUUUUAUUUGAGGAUGAAUUAGCUGAUAAUGGAACUGCGUUACUUAAUGCUAAAGUGCGAGUUAUGCCAUCUGGAUUUUUUAUACUACAACGAUUCUUCCUACGCGUUGAUGAAGUACUAUUUCAGCUGAACGAGACAAGGAUAUAUCAUGAGUUCGGUACAGAGUAUAUAUUAAAAGAGUAUUCUUCAAGAGAGAUUCCUUAUAGUAAAGUUAAAGCGCAAAUACCAAAAAGUAAAGGCAACGAUAUAUCACAACUCACGGAUCCAGAUUGGGUAUCUUCUAAAUUACCAAAAUCGAAAGAACGUGAUUUGAUAUUGGAAAAAUUACGCGUUGUUCCCUUACUAUCGUGA
This is a messenger RNA of Dentiscutata erythropus, 822 nucleotides long. The record is from the annotation of a GenBank genome assembly. NCBI's taxonomy places the organism in Eukaryota, Fungi, Glomeromycota, Glomeromycetes, Diversisporales, Gigasporaceae.